Perca flavescens (yellow perch) is the source of this 1323-nucleotide messenger RNA. RefSeq names its product carbohydrate (N-acetylgalactosamine 4-0) sulfotransferase 8 (gene chst8). Lineage: Eukaryota; Metazoa; Chordata; Actinopteri; Perciformes; Percidae. The transcript is spliced from 3 exons. Gene Ontology annotation, molecular function: sulfotransferase activity. The record is from RefSeq and is a predicted model, not a curated record. Gene Ontology annotation, biological process: proteoglycan biosynthetic process; carbohydrate biosynthetic process. Gene Ontology annotation, cellular component: membrane. Bases 1 to 1323 code for a protein of 440 amino acids.
AUGUUCCUUUCAGCUAUCCGUUCGUGCUCCAGGGAAGUGAAGAAAAGCGUGAAGCUUGGAAGCACUCAACGGCAGUCCAGAGAGACUCUUUCCAUGCAAGACAAAGACAGAGGCAAAUCUGAUAAUUAUCAGUUACAAGAAACAGAAGACAUCUUGUCCAGCCCAAUCCCUCCAAUGCAGUUCCCACACUUUGAGGAGAAUAGACAGGCGGCCACCCUUGGGUCCCUGGAGCAGAGUAGACAGACGGCCAUCCCUGGGUCUCGAGAGCAGAACAGACAGAUGCUCACCACUUGGUCUCGGGAGCAGGACAUAACCUCCCUUCAUGUCUCUAAAAGACACCGCAAACUGCUGAAAACAAGUCCUCCAAUCCAUCACACCACCAAAAAGGAUUCCUCAUCCCCUUCUUCUCCCUUGUCCUCUUCUUCUUCCUCCUCCUCAUCCUCAGUUUCCUCCCCUUCUGUCUCUGGCUCUUCCAUCCUUGACAGGUGGAAAAAGCUCGCCGAUAUUCAGGUUGCACGCCGGCAACUGAUGAAGGAAAUCUGUGCCAAGUACAAAAGCAACAUCUCCAAGACCAUCACAGGUCAUCAUGUGAAAAACCUCUUUGUGGAGGACAAGUACAAGUUGUUGUACUGCCAGGUGCCAAAGGCGGGUUGUUCCAACUGGAAGAGGACCCUGAUGGUGCUGGCAGGCAUGGCCCCCAAUGCUCAGAGCAUUAAACACGACACAGUACAUGACGGCAACCAUCUCAGGGAGCUUAGAACCUUUGACCACAAGGGAGUCAUGCACCGUCUGGAGACCUACACCAAAGUCAUGUUUGUCCGAGAGCCUUUAGAGAGAAUAGUGUCAGCUUAUAGGGACAAGUUUGAAAAUCCUAACGACUACUACCACAACCUGUUUGGGAAACCCAUCAUCUCCAAGUACAGGGCGAACCCAUCCGCUGAGGCCCUAAAGACAGGCAAUGGGGUCACGUUCAAGGAGUUUGUCCAGUACCUGCUGGAUGUCCACCGGCCCGUGGGAAUGGACAUCCACUGGGAGCAGGCAAACCAGCUCUGCAACCCUUGUCUCAUAAACUAUGACUUCAUCGGCAAGUUUGAGAGCAUGGAGGAAGAGUCCAACUUUCUCCUGCGAUUGACUGGGGCACCACCCAACGUCAAGCUGCCCAGUUUUAAAGAUAGGAACCCAGCUGACAAGAGAACCUCUACGGAGAUCACAGAAAAAUACUUUUCACAGGUCAGCACGUUGGAGAGACAGCGAAUCUAUGACUUCUACUACACAGACUAUCUGAUGUUUAACUACACCAAGCCUUUUAAAGAUUUAUAUUGA